This is a messenger RNA of Acinonyx jubatus (cheetah), 3924 nucleotides long. It is a transcript of the gene SLC30A8, whose product is annotated as solute carrier family 30 member 8. The record is from RefSeq and is a predicted model, not a curated record. Bases 456 to 1565 code for a protein of 369 amino acids. Gene Ontology annotation, cellular component: plasma membrane. Gene Ontology annotation, biological process: zinc ion transmembrane transport; insulin secretion; response to glucose. Gene Ontology annotation, molecular function: zinc ion transmembrane transporter activity. Lineage: Eukaryota; Metazoa; Chordata; Mammalia; Carnivora; Felidae. The transcript is spliced from 8 exons.
UAUUGUACAGAAAGGUGUCUGCAGUUCACCCAGGUGUGUUCUAAAGACCAAACCCCCACAUCAGCAAUUAGCAGGAAACCUUUGAGCUCUUCUACCUCUGAGGAAGCACGAUGGAAUCAGAUAGCAUGGGAAGCGUGGGCGCGCGCGCACACACACACACACACACACACACACACACACACUUCACCUGAUUCUACCUGCCGGUCUCCGUAGGAAAGGAGUUUCUGGGGGAGAGAGAAUGAGACCAGCUGACAGUCCAAGGAGGCCGUAAUUUUAGCAGACCUACCAAGAACAUUGAUGCAGGAGGCUUGUUAUUCUAAAUCCCGGAAGCCUUUUUAUUUUUUCGUUGGAAAGCACGUGAAGGGUUGUAAUGCUGCUUUGCUCCCCAAACUGGACAGCGAGGUAAACAAGAGCAGCCACAACAGUGAGGAGCAGAAGCUGUCAUCCUGACCACCAUGGAGUUUCUUGAAAGAACUUAUCUUGUGAAUGACAAAGCCACUAAGAUGUAUGCCUUCACCCUAGACAGCGUGGAACUCCAGCAGAAAUCCUUGAAUAAAAAUCAAUGUCCUGGAGAGAAGCCAGAGGAGCUGGACUCAGGAGCCAUCUAUCACUGCCACAGCAACUCCAAGGCCACAGAGAACAGAGCAAACGAGCAAGUCUAUGCCAAGUGGAAACUCUGUGCUGCUUCAGGAAUAUGCUUCGUUUUCAUGAUUGCAGAGGCCGUGGGUGGGCACAUUGCUGGGAGUCUUGCUGUCGUCACAGAUGCUGCCCACCUCUUAAUUGACCUGACCAGUUUCCUGCUCAGUCUCUUCUCCUUGUGGUUGUCAUCAAAGCCCCCUUCGAAGCAGCUGACGUUUGGAUGGCACCGGGCAGAGAUCCUUGGUGCCCUGCUGUCCAUCCUGUGCGUCUGGGUGGUGACGGCUGUGUUGGUGUACCUGGCAUGUGAGCGCCUGCUGUACCCUGAUUACCAGAUCCAGGCGACUGUGAUGAUCAUCAUUUCAGGCUGUGCGGUGGCAGCCAAUAUUAUACUAAGUGUGAUUCUGCACCAGAGACAUGCUGGACACAAUCACAAGGAAGUGCAAGCCAAUGCCAGUGUCAGAGCAGCCUUUGUGCAUGCCCUCGGAGAUCUAUUUCAGAGUAUCAGUGUGUUAACCAGUGCACUUAUUAUCUACUUUAAGCCAGACUAUAAAAUGGCUGACCCAAUCUGCACAUUCGUCUUUUCCAUCCUGGUUUUGGCCAGCACCAUCACUGUCUUAAAGGACUUCUCCAUCUUACUCAUGGAAGGUGUGCCAAAGAACCUGAACUACGAUGAUGUGAAAGAGCUCAUCUUAGCGGUGGAUGGAGUGGUGUCUGUGCACAGCUUGCACAUCUGGUCUCUAGCAAUGAACCAAGUGAUUCUCUCGGCUCAUGUUGCUGCAGCAGCCAGCCGGGACAGCCAGGUUGUUCGAAGAGAUAUUGUAAAAGUCCUCAACGAUAGCUUUACUGUGCACUCACUCACCAUUCAGAUGGAAUCUCCAGCUGACCAGGACCCUGACUGUUUUUUCUGUGAAGAACCCCAGGACUAGUUCAGUCACAAUGUCAACUUCCAGAGUUCAAUGGCCCACUAUACACUGCUCUGCAGUUUCUAGAAUAUAAGAAAUAAAGAACCAAAGGAAGAAGUUUGAGAAAUUCGUGAUACAGUACAGUGCACAUUUUAUCCACCAUGAAUGAAGAUGCAUAUAGAUUCAUUAAUCAAUUGGAUUAUCAACUCACCAGUAGCUGUGUUCAAUUACAGGAAUGUGUGUAUGGACUAUUCCUGACUGGGGCUGAAGUAACAGCUGUUUGUAACCACAGGCAAUAAAAAGUUCAUCUCCCUUCAGUGAUGUAUCCUGAGGAUGAGUGGGUAAAAUUGAACUUGGGAAAGUCUUAUUAGGAAUCAGUGCCCAGGAAAAGUCACAAAAUUCUCUUCAAAUGGGAGAAAAAAGCAAACUAGGAGGAGCUUAAGUUAAAAGAGAUGCUGGAAGCUUAACACCCCACUAGAACUUGACUCUCUGGUCAGUUUAUAAUAGGAUUUGGAGCAGUUUCUUUUUACUCCCUAUCAGCAUCACCAUUCCCUAAAUGGGGUAGAAAUGUCCUCUUUCCUUCUCACAAAUUAUGUUUUAACAUGUCUAAAACUAUUGAAUGGUAUUUUUCUUCUCUGUGUAAAAGCUCUGGACAAAUGAAAAAUGAUGAAAUUGCUGCUUUUUGAGUGUUUUCACUUGGUGUGACCUAAUAACAAAACAAGGAGGCACAGAGCAUCAGAAUUCUUAUUCCAGAUCAUAUGGAAAAUAAUUUAGUCAAAUAAUUAAGAACUCACAGGUCUUAAACAAUAUUUAUGGAAUACCAACUAUUGUCCAGGUAUUGUACUAGGCUUUUCAGAUGUGUCACCUCAUUUCAUUUGAGUGACAACUUUGGAAAGUUGCAAUUAAUACCAUCGUUAUAUAGACAAGGACAUAGGCUCACAGAAGUUAAGUAAUUUAACCGAUAUCAUUAUUCAUUCAUUCAAAAACAAUUUUUCAGAGCACCUGGGUGGCUCAGUCAGUUAAACAUCUGACUCUUGAUCUUGGUUCAGAUCAUGAUCUUACGGUUCAUGAGAUGGAGCCCUGGGUCGGGCUCUGAGCUGACAUCCUGGAGCCUGCUUGGGAUUCUCUCUCCCUUUCUCUCUGCUCCUCCUUCUCUCUCUCUCAAAAAUAAAUAAAUAAACUUUAAAACAAUAGAUAAUCUUUCAAUACAGGUUAUGAGCUAAGCAUUGGUGAACUAUGUCAGUAUGGCCUUUGUGUUCAUGGAGCUCCUCCCCUUUUGUUGGGAAGACAGGCAUUCCACCAAUAAACACCAAGAAUGUACUACAAAUAGUGGCAAAUGAUGAAAGGAGAGAGGCUGAUUUAGGUUGGUGGAGGUCAAUGGGGAGCCUCUCUGAAGAAACAGCACCCAAGCUGAGACCUGAACAGUAGGUGGUAGUCAAACGAAUUGUAAGAACAUUCUAGAUGAAGCAAGAGCAUGAAUGGAUACCAUGAAGAAAGUACUUGGUGUGUGGGAGGAAAUGAAGAUGGCCAUUGUGGCUGGAGGGUAAUAAGUGAGGGGUGAGUUAAAAAAACACUGAGGACAUGAAGCAGAAGAGAAUGACAAGUCCGGCUGGCAAGGCAAAAUUCUCUCAUUCUGAGUCAUUGAUUGUAUAAUACCAUGCUUCUAGCCCUGAUUGUAACUCAACAUCACUUGUAGAGAGUAAAAUAAAAUAAAGAUGUGCAAGCCCACAUCCUGGAAAUCCUGAAUCAAUGGAUCUGAUUUGGAACUUAAAAUUCUGUACUUUUUUUUUUUUAAACAUACCCAGAGAUGUUUUAAAGAACAGCCAGGGUCUAGAAGAACUUCAAUCAAAAGAGGUCACUGAGUAUGGGAAUUCAGACACAUAACCGGGAUACCUACAAUAAUAUCUUGAAUUGCAAACACAUGGAUGGGGCACAGAAAAAGUGAUGGGCAUUGCUGUGUGGGCAUGGCUGUUGAGGCUUCAUGUCAUUGAGGUGACAGUCAUGUUGGACUUUGAAUAGAUCUGGAGUUUCUGUAGACAGAUGAAGAAAAGGGCAUUCUAGACAAAGGGAAGAAGACUGUAUGGAAGGCAUACUCGGGGUUACCUGUUAGUUUUUAAUUUGAAAAGCAGAAUAUAUGUGGCAAAGGAAACUUUCAACUCUGAUUUUAAAACUAUAUACUUUUUGGGGCGCCUGGGUGGCGCAGUCGGUUAAGCGUCCGACUUCAGCCAGGUCACCAUCUCGCGGUCCGGGAGUUCAAGCCCCGCGUCGGGCUCUGGACUGAUGGCUCAGAGCCUGGAGCCUGUUUCCGAUUCUGUGUCUCCCUCUCUCUCUGCCCCUCGCCCAUUCAUGCUCUGUCUCUCUCUGUCCCAAAAAUAAAUAAACG